UGGGCACCGCGUACACUUGUCAGACAUGCCAUGUUAGCUUUUCGUCCAGCAGCCAUCUGCGUCGUCACGAAUCAUCUCAAAAGCGCCCGCGCUCUCAUGAUUGCUUUUUCUGCGAGCGAUCGUUUCAUCGAAGCGACACUGCGCGCCGUCAUGCCGAAACGUGUGCAAAGAGAGGCACUCGGCCAAUGCCUCGGUCGAGAAAGAGAGGAAAACCCCGGCGGUCCUGCGACUCCUGUGCUCGUAUGAAAUUUGCUUGUCAGGGAAAUUUGCCGUGCAGUUCCUGUCAGGCGAAUUCUUUGGUUUGCACUUACGAUCGGCUGCGAAUUGAUUCGUCCUCUAGACCUAGGAGUCAAAGGGACAGUGGGGACCCUGGAAACCCCAUCGUGUCGUCGGCAUCUCAACCUCCUACAGAUGACCUACUUAAACUGAGGAUUCCAUUCCUGCUCAACUAUUAUAGCACGGGAAAUUCGUCUUCAGGUUUCUACCGAGCGCUUGAAUCUGGACGAUUGAAAUCGAACCCCGACUAUGUCUCGUCUGCUCCAUCAUAUGAGUCGGACGCCACCCAGCUGGAGCUUUUCGAUGAAGAGCUACUUAGAAGUGACGGUCCUCUUAGCAGUAAUCUCUCUUGUAUCAAAUCAGCUGGCCAGAGGAACACUCGCCAACGCCUUUCACUGUACAGAGAUCGUGGUAUGGAGAUGGUUCAGGAACUGCGAAAAGUAGCGGAGAGCCACGAGCCUUCUUUAGACGGUACGCUGUCUCACUCUCUCAACACUGCGGUAUCCCAAGGAUUAUUUUCUGGGGCAAAUAUCAUCAUCUUCACGCAGUUGUAUUUCGAGCGUUUGCAUCGUCAUUGUCCGAUUCUGCAUGCGAGUUCAUUUCGCAUCGACUCCGUCUCACUGCCUCUGCUCCUAGCUAUCUUUCUCAGCGGAUCAAUUCUCUCGCACCCCAGGGAUACAUUUGAUCUGGCUCUUGGCUGCUUUGAUCUUGCAGAGGAAUUCAUAUUUGCCUCAAUUUCGUCCGGUUUAAGUCCCCAAAAAAAGCAAACGGACCGUGAGAUGUCCACAAUUGCCGAGUCUCUCAUCGCAGCAGUCAUCUUCAUAAACUUGCAAAUGGGCCGGAAUGACAAGACGGUUAGACUGAAACUCUGCAAUCAGCAUUUUCCGGUUCUACUUGACACUGCAAGGUCUCUGCGCCUCUUUCAGUUGUCUCAUAAUACCGGCUUGUCUUCACAGACCGAUGACUUAGAAUUCAUCUUGAACGAGACAUUGAUUAGAACAAGUACCUACAUGUUCCUUCUUGACUGCCAAUUCGCCAUGUGCAUCGGGUCUUCUUCAUCCAUCGCUAUCGACGAGUUAAUCUGCGACCUGCCAUGCAGCGAACUAGAAUUCUCCAUCGGAGACCCGGCCUCUCAUUCAUCGACCAAUCCCUCGGGCGACCACCGCCUAUCUUUGAAAUCAUUUCUCGGCCUCCUAAUGAAUAGCAAGGAUGACCGGUAUGGCGACAAUAACCCAGCCCUUCAAAGGACUAGCAUUUUUGGACUUUUCGCCAUUGUUUGCGGACUUCUCAUCUCCAUCCGCGCUGCUUUCCACACGCGAACUAUCCAGCAUGAACGAACCCGUUUCCAGCGCGCUCUCUCCCGGUGGAACUCCAUCUGGGAUGCUCUUGUACCCAAAAUCUCAGCAGAUGAGCUCGCCAUGGUGGGGUUUAUGUCGUGUGCGAAAGAAAUUUGGCUGCUGACGCAAGCCCUGCUCAGGCUUGAUCCCGGGGAGUACCUUAAUGGAGCGGAGUCGUCUCUCUGCGUGAAGCCCAGCAGUUUGCCGGUCGACUCGGCGAAGAAGAAGCCGCGACCAUGCAGCAUCCAGCGGAUGGUUGGGCCCGAGUUUUGGAAUGCCGUCUGGCAUGCUGGACGGAUCAUUCGCCGGGCGCGUAUUGCGCCCCCUGCCCGGCUUCGCGAAUUCUGUGCCGUUCCCAUCUACCAGGCUAGUCUCACGCUGUGGGCUUACGGCCUGAUGUCCUGGGGUAUGUCCGGGGUUGGCUCCGUGGUGGUAGUCUCCAUUAAUGAGGUGACGCGGGUAUUUCUCGACGGACCGGAGGGUCCUGAUUCCAUUGCAUUUGUCAUGUUGGGAAAAGGCCAGCCGGGCAUUUCCACGAGGCUGGACGGUUCUUUUGCGCCAUUGAUGGAUAUUCAAGCUACGAUGAAUGCCGCGUGUCAUGUCUUCCGCCGGAAUUUUGGAGUGGGAACGGAAUGUCUGCCAUUGCUACUCGACGGGAUGAUGAAUCUGAUGACGGAGCUGGGGGUAUAG
Messenger RNA from Aspergillus steynii IBT 23096, 2303 nucleotides. RefSeq names its product Zn(II)2Cys6 transcription factor. NCBI's taxonomy places the organism in Eukaryota, Fungi, Ascomycota, Eurotiomycetes, Eurotiales, Aspergillaceae. Gene Ontology annotation, molecular function: DNA-binding transcription factor activity, RNA polymerase II-specific; DNA binding; zinc ion binding. The record is from RefSeq and is a predicted model, not a curated record. The transcript has 6 exons. Gene Ontology annotation, biological process: regulation of DNA-templated transcription; DNA-templated transcription. Bases 186 to 2303 code for a protein of 705 amino acids.